Marchantia polymorpha subsp. ruderalis is the source of this 1642-nucleotide messenger RNA. NCBI's taxonomy places the organism in Eukaryota, Viridiplantae, Streptophyta, Marchantiopsida, Marchantiales, Marchantiaceae. The record is from the annotation of a GenBank genome assembly.
CCCGAAAUGUCAGAUAUCAAAGCGGUCACGGCGGCAAGGGGCGGUGAUCGCGGGCGGGAGGACGAGGUUCACAAUACUGUACCCUAGAUCUCCCUCCCGUUUCUCGUCUCGUGGGCGUGAGAGCGAGAGCGAUAGAGGAGACGGAGAGUGAAAGGCAACGGAAGAGUGGAGAAGUUGGGGAGCAGAGGUUCCUUCUCGGUGUCGGUGUCGGAUUUCAGUGCGAGGACAAAGCUCGUUCGUAUUGUUACGAUAGAUUUUCUUUUUUCCUCGUCGUCCCCUGUUCCACGCUUCGGUCGAAUUUUUCUUCGAAAGAAGUUGAGGUGUUGAGUGUUACUCGGGAAGAUGGCAUCGCACCCUCAUCAUCUGCAACAUCCGUCGUCGUCGCCUGGCAUGCCUCACCCUCAGGCCGUGAUGCAACCCCCCAUGCACUAUCCGCAGGGGCAGCCACAGAUUUUGAUGGAUGGUGGAUAUGGGAUGGUUUCUUCACAGCUUCAAGGGCAGAUGCAACCUCAACUGCAUUACCAACAGAUUCAGAAACAGCAGCUGCAGCUUUUCUGGCAGCAACAAAUCCAGGAAAUGGAACAAAUCAAUGAGUUCAAAAAUCAUCAAUUGCCGCUGGCUCGAAUUAAGAAAAUUAUGAAGUCUGAUGAAGACGUCAAGAUGAUUGCAGCAGAAGCACCUGUGCUUUUCGCAAAAGCUUGCGAGAUGUUCAUCCUAGAGCUUACCUUGCGUUCAUGGAUUCACACCGAAGAGAACAAACGACGAACCUUACAGAGAAAUGACAUAGCUGGUGCUAUCACCAGAGGGGAUAUCUUUGACUUCCUCGUCGAUAUUGUUCCACGAGAUGAACUGAAGGAAGAGGAUGUUCCUUGGUCAGGAGUUGGUGUGGCAGGAGACCCAUCAGUGUCUUACGGGGGACUUUACUAUCCACCUACUUUACAGCAACCUCUCCAUCAUACAAUGGCCUCUCCGGAUAUGAUGGUGGUUCAGCCGUCUAUGCCUCCCAAUCCGCAAAUGAUGUACCAACCACCGCAGUAAUUGGAGGUAGCUUACGAACCGAUUUCCAGGUCCAAAUGAAUAAUAUUAGCUACGUUUUUUGGAAUCUACAUGCCCUGGUAGUCCAGGGCAAGAACAUGGAGUGCAUGCUUGGCGGCCCGGUCAGGGUAUCUCUAGAUACUUUAGAUAGAGAAAAGGAAUAGGUUUUUUUCUCUAUCAAAUCUUUACCAUUAUGAAUACAAAUCUUAUCACCACAGGAACCAAUUUUUGGGUGAAAGAUUUUUUUUUGCUUAGUUGUUCAAAGAUACCCAAGGAAAUGAAACCUAUAAAAGUUUCCUUCAGAUAGAAUUUGGCCAACUUCGAGCCUGCAUAGCAUGCAGGCAUAUAUGCAAGAAAAAAUGAGGUUUAGUGUUUUGAGGUUUAGUUGAUUUCGAAGCAAUGUAGAAAGGCAGGAAACGACAGUUUUUUCGUGUGCAUCACCGCUGGCAUGGUGGUGAUGCAGUAGUCAUUGCACGUCAGGAAUUGUUUCUGUCAACGUUUCAUCUACUUCUGAAGGUCAUGAACCUCAACAGGAAAGCUUCCCCAAGCAAGGGAUGUGAAGCGCAACAAUUGUGUAUAUAUCUUUUUAAAGACAGUUAGUUCGUAG